Molecule: messenger RNA, 2122 nt
Organism: Diuraphis noxia (Russian wheat aphid)
Lineage: Eukaryota; Metazoa; Arthropoda; Insecta; Hemiptera; Aphididae
Product: ras-related and estrogen-regulated growth inhibitor
Molecular function (GO): GTP binding; GTPase activity
Source: RefSeq, a predicted model, not a curated record
UGUAUUACAACACUGACGACGAUAUUAUAAUAUUUUAUAACACCCGGCUAGCCGGCCAGACCUUUUCGACCUUUCGGAAAAACGCGAUCCACCUCGUCUGUCUUCGCUCACGAAUACGUACAAUAAUAGAAUUUAAACGUUAAUAAAACUUAUAUUAAUCACAAGCCGUGUGUAUAUAGGUCCGUCAUAUUGCUAUAAUAUAAUUUAUAACAUUAUAAUAUACAGUGCAUGUGCGCUUGUGGAUUGUCUAACGCGGUGGAAAAAAUACCGAUCUACACGUUAUUAUAAUAAUAAUAGGUAGGUAUUUAAAAUAAUAAUAUCGUACUCCGCCACGGAAUGUCGUCGAAUCCCAUCCGAGGAAUCCGGCGGAAAAAAUCGUCGCUCACCGAAGUGAAGAUAGCGGUUCUGGGGGCUCCCGGCGUCGGCAAAAGCGCAUUGACCGUACGGUUUUUAACAAAGAGAUAUAUUGGAGAAUAUGACCACCAAGCUGAAACGAGGUACAAGCAUGAAGUGAUGGUGGACAGCGAACCGAUUCUUUUCGAGAUACUAGACACCUGUCCAAAAAAUGACGAGGAGUUACCUUUAAACGACGUUUACAAUUGGGCGGAUGCUCUUGUGCUAGUGUUUGCUAUAACAGAUAGACGUUCAUUCAAUUACGUGCGCCGCGUAAAACAAGCCAUGUUGGACGCUUUCGAAAUGCCCGUAGCGCUGGUGGCCAACAAGGCUGAUAUGGUUCAUCUUAGACAAGUCAGCACGGAAGAAGGUGAAAUAUUGGCGAAAGAUUUCGAAUGUUGUUUCACCGAAGUGGCGGCCGCUGAACAAGUGGGACAGAUCGCCGAGGUGUUUCUUGAAGUUUGCAGAGAGGUGUUGAGUGUCCGGCGGAAGAACAAACAAUCGUUAUUGGACCGGAUGUUGGGCGGAAAGACAGCCGUUGUAAAGGCGUACGCCCGUGGUAAAAGCGACAGUGCUCUGCCAAAAGAAUAACUCAUUUAACAGCGCCAACACAAUCUUCCGGAUACAGAGUUCAACAGUGUGGUGUGUUAAAUUAWAUAGUAUAUACACAUAUUUAAGUAAAUGACACAUUGUAUAAACAAGGUAAUUAUUUCAUUCUCAGACAAUAUUUCGAUAAUUAAGGUAAAGGGAUUUUCAAAAGUUUAUGGACAUACUGUUUUAUAUUUUCUAUGAUUUCAGUGUUUUUGUUUAUACAACUAGAAAAAAAAUUAUAAUUCCUUACACAAUAUUAUUGAAUUAUCUAAAUAUUUAUUGUCUGGUUCGUGAUAAAAGAAUUACCUUGUACCUAUGUGUAAUAUUAUUAGGUAUUACGAUAACGAAAUAUAUCAGGGUCAUAAUGUUUGUACUGUUUGUAUAAUAUAUUAUACCAGGUGGUUCGUUUAACGUCGGACACUCAAAAAGUAAUAGUUUUUGAAAACAUAUUUUUUUACAUGGUUUYGAGUUGUUACUAAACAAAGUUUUUAUUAAAAUUAUUUAUUUUUUAUCUUAUUUGAAUCACAACAUACGUAAAUUUUUAAUUUAAUCUUUAAAAGUGGAAUAUUUUUUCGAGUAUUUUGAUACAUUAAAAUCGAAUUUAGUAUGAUUAACUUUAUGAGGUAUAACAUAUAAGUUUAUAAACUUUAAAUUUUARAAUGUUUGGAUGAGUGGAGUGACAUUUUGCGGGAUAACCGCGUACCACUCCACUUCGGUCAUUUAAAUACCUAUACUCAUUAACUACUUGUCUUAAAUUCGACUUUUAUUCAUCAAAAUACCUAGAAAAAUAUUCUCCUUGGAAUAUAAAAUUAAAACUGUAUGUUAUCAUUCAAGAAAUAAAAUUCUAAAAACUGUAAAAAUAAAAUAAAUUUUAAAAUGUUUUUUUAACGACUACCAACAAAUCAUGUUAGCCUUUUUUUUUUCAAAAACAUAUUUUGUGAAAUAAUAAUUAUUAAAUGAUGAAAGAAUUACCUGGUAAAUGCCUACAUCGAAUUUAGGUACGAGCAACUGUGGAUUUAUGCACUGUCAACAGCAGAAACUGCAACAUAUAAGUUUGCCCAUAGUACUUAUAUACAACUAUACAAGUAUUAAAUAUAUUGUACUAUAAAAAUAUAUAUUACAAACUUACUGCAGCUAA